Striga hermonthica is the source of this 705-nucleotide messenger RNA. The record is from the annotation of a GenBank genome assembly. Lineage: Eukaryota; Viridiplantae; Streptophyta; Magnoliopsida; Lamiales; Orobanchaceae.
AUGAUGGGCAUGGGGGAUUAUUGUUAUUGGGGGCCCACGGCGGCGACCUCCGAGGAUGGCUGGAGAAAGGGCCCAUGGACCGCCGAAGAAGACAAACUGCUUAUCCAAUAUGUCAAUGUCUACGGUGAAGGAAGAUGGAAUAACGUCGCCCGGUUUGCAGGGCUGAAAAGGAAUGGUAAAAGCUGUAGAUUGAGAUGGGUUAACUACUUGAGGCCAGACCUCAAGAAGGGCCAAAUUACACCGAGUGAAGAGAAAAUAAUCGUCGAGCUGCAUGCUAAAUGGGGCAACCGAUGGUCGCAAAUUGCAAAAUGCCUGAAAGGAAGAACAGACAACGAGAUCAAGAACUACUGGAGGACUCAUUUCAAGAAAAAGACCAAAUCGCCCUCGGACAACCCUGAGAAGGUCAAGGCGAGGCUGCUCAAAAGGCAGCAAUUUCAGCUGCAACAGCAACAAAUGCACGAAAAAGGACAAUGCAACAUGGGAAAUUUCACGUCGUCAUGGGCCAACGAGGGCAACAACAAUCACCCGACUACCCAACAAACCGAGUUUCCAAACGCAAAUGAGGUGAUCGAUAAUUGCGCAACUCUGGCUGAGGAUAUUAUUACAUGGGAUAUCGAUGGAUUGUGGGAUUUUGGCGAUUUGCUAGCGAGCAUCAACAACGAAAACGGUGAUUUCCAGCAUAAUAAUUUUGGCACAACUAACUAA